Messenger RNA from Penicillium alfredii, 3270 nucleotides. RefSeq names its product lipase ROG1 family protein. The transcript is spliced from 3 exons. The coding region runs from base 1 to 3270 and encodes 1089 amino acids. The record is from RefSeq and is a predicted model, not a curated record. Gene Ontology annotation, molecular function: monoacylglycerol lipase activity. NCBI's taxonomy places the organism in Eukaryota, Fungi, Ascomycota, Eurotiomycetes, Eurotiales, Aspergillaceae.
AUGCUGAUCACUCCACGCACGUACUCGGCCUCUCAGACCCCCGACCAAGGAGCAACCUUCUCCAGGUCUGAGACCUCGUCGUUUUUCACGCUUGCUGGGUGGCGCAGAAGUCCUGUGGACGAGGGGCAAGCCGCAGACAUGCUUUUGAUCCACCAGGUCGGCAGUGUUCGUGUCGGGGAGAUCGUGAGAUACACAGUCACGUACACCCCCGCAGCUGAUCCAAUCUUGCCCAUCCCAUCGGAGCUCUACGUGAGAGUGAAGAACACAUCUGCGAUUCCAUUACGAGCUGCUUACCUUCAUGGCCCAUAUACGCUAUAUACUGCCUGCUACCCCUCGAAAUUUGAUCCCAACCACAAGUACGAUCAACCGGACCUUGAAGGGUCUCCGCAAUUCGAGCCAUACCUGAAAGCUGGUGGAAAUUGGGAUGCCACCAUCAAGGUGCCCACUCAUCUCCAACUUUCACAGAAUUUAGGGCCUUCCGGGCGAUUCGCUUCCGAGAAUAACCCGAGUGUGACUUGGGUUAUUGAGAUUGUAUCUCAGGUGAUCUUCUCGAGCAGCGCGGCAGUCCACUUUGAGCUGCUGGUAGGCCGUGACAUCAAGUCACUAGGGGGGUUCUCUGUUGGCGGUGCAUGGAGCAGCUCAAGCGGUCCGCCGGGAAAAUUGCAUGACCAUUGGAUACCCGAGACAAAGGGUCGUCAGGCUCUCGCGACCAAAGGCGUAUAUUCCGGGUCUGUCACUCUACGCGUUGAUGACACAAAUAGCCUGUGGAACAGUCCACCGCUUCCCUCGGCGGACAGGGACAUUAAGAAUGGCAUCUCGGACAUGGACAACUCAAGCCAUCCCUGGGACGACAAUGAAGAACCAGAGUCCGCGGCUGAAGCUCCGUUGAAGCAUCCUAGAAAGAAGAAAGUCCAUCUUGUUCUGUUGACACAUGGGCUGCAUAGUAACCUCGGUGCCGACAUGCUUUAUCUCAAGGAGAGUAUCGACACUGCUGCGAAGGAAUACAAGAGACAGACUUGCAAGGCGAAAACGAGUCCAAAGGACUCUAGCAAAUCGGGACCACAAGAUCCCGUGUCAAGUUCAUGUGUGAACCGAAUUUCUAAUGAUAUAUGUGGCCCGGUCAGCUCGGACAGCAACAAUGGAAAGGACGAUGCUGUCGAUGAAGCUAACGACGAACAAGUGAUUGUCAGAGGCUUCUCUGGCAAUGCUGUCCGCACCGAGCGUGGAAUACAAUAUCUCGGCAAACGCCUGGCUAAAUAUGUCUUGCUUAUGACCUAUCCUGAUCAACCAUAUUUUCCUUUGAAGGGCUCCAAAGAAAGGCCAUUCUCUCGACCGUUCACUGCUCGCAAGGAGCCGACCCAAACCCCUGGUGCGUCUCAAUUGGCUUCUGAAACCAGCGAUGAUCCGAUAGAUCUCGACGGCCAGGCGUACCAGAUCACCAGUAUCAGUUUCAUCGGGCAUUCGCUAGGUGGACUGAUUCAAACCUAUGCCAUUGCAUACAUCCAAAAAUACUCUCCGGAGUUCUUUGAGCGCAUCAAGCCCAUCAACUUCAUCGCUCUUGCAACACCCUUUUUGGGCCUUAGCAAUGAAAACCCGAUGUACGUCCGGUUUGCGCUGGACUUGGGGCUAGUUGGUCGCACCGGGCAAGAUCUGGGGCUGAGCUGGACAGCGCCGAAGGUGCGAAGUGGCUGGGGAGCCCUCAUUGGGGGUAGAGGAGAGUCGGCCAAGGAUCAGGGCCAGGGGGAUCCGGGCUCGAAACCACUUUUGCGAAUUCUCCCUUGUGGGCCUGCACACGAGGUCCUGCACAAAUUCCAGCAUCGCACCAUUUACUCCAACGUGGUGAAUGAUGGGAUAGUCCCGCUCCGGACAUCGUGCCUCCUUUUCUUAGACUGGAGAGGCCUCGAACGAGUGGAAAAGGCAAGACGCGACAACGGACUGGUUGGAACAAUGGCUGAAUGGGGCUGGGCAGAGCUCACGGGAGCGAAUUCAAAUUCUCCGCGAAUUGCACGUUUGGAUGAAGAACCAUUGGGGCACAAUACGGAGGAGACUGCAAUUAGGCAAGGCCUGCCAAAGAUCUCCCACGGCGCACAAGCACACUCGCAGGGACACCUGCAAGGACAUCAGGGUGUUGACUUGGGUGACACGUCAUCCCCCCCAGCCUCUGCUCAAUUUCUUGCGCGACCCGGGUCUUCACCCGAUAACAGUGUCGCAGGCGACACCGUGUCGAAUGGGACCUCAGAAAACACGGCCCUCGGUCCCUUGGACAGCUUUCUCUCUCUUUUUCGCCCCAAAGAGACCAAGCCUCCCACGGGCAAGCACACCAAAAUCUACAAACGCAGUCAAACCCUCGGUUCGCUUGAAGUUGGUGAACAUCCCCGGCCGCCGGUUCGCGGUAACUCUCUAAAUGAGCAUGAUGGUCUCUACACGCCCCCCAAAACAACUUUCUUUGAGUCAGCAGGGGACCUUUUGAUGCCUCCUCUCCCUCCCACGGGGUUUAUCUUGGAUCCUGCCUCGCGCCCUCGAACAAUUUUUCACGACCGCAUUUAUCAUCCGGGCGAUGUACCUCCUCCGCUCCCGAUUAAACGGCGAACGCUCGCAUUUGGUCCGUUGCAGAACAAGAACGCCAAAGCGGCCCCUACAUCAGGCACUCAGCUCCCGCCUGGCUCUAGUGCCAUGGCAGAUAAUUGCGAAAGUGGACUCAAGGUCGAGGAGAAAAUUGCAAGAGCUUACCACCGCGAUCUGUCUUGGCGCAAAGUCCUCGUUCGUCUUGAGCCAGAUGCUCACAAUAACAUUAUUGUGCGGCGCAUGUUCACCAACGCUCAUGGUUGGCCCGUCAUCAAACAUCUGAUCGAUACACAUUUCGGCCACGCACCUUCUGUGGAAGUCGACGAUUCUCUGAAGCAAAGCGUCGAGCGGGCCAAAUCCCCCAACAUCGGACCCACUAGCUCAGGUGACGAGGUGGAAAGCCGGUCUCAUACCCCCGGAAGAGACUUGCACCCGCCUAACGACCCAUCGCAGGACCAUUUACCCGGCACUACGGGCCCUCACUUGGCCGAAAAUCCGUCUUCUGGACACCCUACUCGGCGUGAUCGCUUUCCGGCCGAAGAUCAAUCCCACAAGACCACGGGUACUUACGAUCGAGUCAAUUAUGCGGGGGUCUCGAGGCAGGAUUCGGCCCGGUGGAGUGACCGCGAAGUGGAUGAGGAUGAUGACUGCGAUUCCGAGUUUGAGGAAGAGGGUUUUCGGUGGUCCCCCAGGCCAAUGCCGUGA